Molecule: messenger RNA, 2178 nt
Organism: Anopheles merus
Lineage: Eukaryota; Metazoa; Arthropoda; Insecta; Diptera; Culicidae
Exons: 2
Coding region: 139-2034 (631 amino acids)
Source: RefSeq, a predicted model, not a curated record
AGUAGUAGUCGUAGCUCUCGAAGAGGGGCACACGCGCAGCGUUCUGUUUUGUGUUCUGGGUGGGCUCGCGCAAACAGAUAGCAAUCUAACGCGCCAAACAAACAGUGUCCCUUCUUCCUCGUUUGAGACUCGCUCGCAAUGUUUAAGCUGGUGGUGGUCAUACUGUGCUUCGCCACACUGCUGGUUUCCACCGGGAGUGCACUGAAGAAAGACGAGUAUGAGAUCAAUAUCAAGCACGGCACGUUUGCCGUCCACCAGCUGCACGUGAACGCGGACCGAACGGGCACGUCGCGCUCGGUACCGCUAGCGCCCACGAUUGCCCCCGGUAGUGCGAGUCAAGAAAAUGUCCAACAGCGCAAUGAACAGUUCUUUGGUGCGGUGAACGCAGAACGGGGCAAUGUGGGGACGGACGGUGGUGCUAAUAGUGGUAGUGAUGGUGGUGCUGAUGGUGGCGAGCGAAUCUCCACCACGCUGGCCGCUGCAAAGCCGACGGUACAGAGUGAAGUGAAGUCCUCGAUCAAGAGCAUAGACUUUAAUGCCGUGUCCCCGGGGCUGGAGGAGGUGCCCCUGCAGGCGACCGUGUUCCAGAGCAGCAGCCAGGGACGCGGUCAGAACCGUGUCUUGUCGUACCAAUCGGUGGAGUACUAUCCGCCGGAGGAAUCAAUCCCGGAACAGGACGCGAUUGUGAAACCGAUCAGUGCGCAAGACUUUUACAACACUCCUCAGCUGCGAGAGCGAGGACCGGUGCUGUUUGCGACCGAAGCGACCACGACUACGACAACCGCGCCAACGACGGCGAAGCCUCCGGGCAAAGUGCUGAAAUCGAUUCCCAAGUCUGCUGUGGAGGAAAACGAAGAGAUCUAUCUGUUGCUGAAGUACGAGAAUCCUCGAAAGAAAUCGGAGAGUGUGGAACAAAUGAACUCUAAUAACGAAACAGGAGACAAGAAAACAGUGAGUGAAAAUCGUGAACGAAAGGGUGCGGUUGAAUCAUCGCGUGCAAGAACUGCCCCGCAGAACACGCGUGGAAGUGCAGGCUCGCGCAAAAGACCACAGGCUGAAGAAGGUCGUCAGCCCGAUGACUUCCUACCGGAAAGCAUCCGUGGUGGUGGAAGUUUCACGACUGUAGGUUACUUUGUAAGUGAUUCCCAAGUGACCACCUCGGCGACACCCGUGUCAACUUCAACCAAGAGCUCCGAAACGGGAAGCAGCUCUUCGAACCGUGUGUCUGCUCCAAGCAAACUGCGCAACAGUUACGGUGAUUACUUGAGUGCUGAUUUUAAGGACUUUGAAGAGUCCAUCCGUCCGAUUGUGGAAAAUGUUGAAGAAACGCCCGAAACUGAAACGGCGGAAGAGGCGGAGGAAGGCAAUGAGGAAAGUGGUGCCAGUGCUCCAGUGAAUAUCGAUGCCAACAUGGACAUUAGCGAGAUGGCGCGCAUUCUGGCCAACCGGCAAGGUGGCCUUACCAUAUCGGAGUUCAAUCUGCUGUUCAAGGACUAUCUGAAGAAGGAGUUCACGGAGCAGGAUCUGGAAGAUUUUACCAAGCUCGAGAAAGCUCAGCAAGAACAACCGAAGGAAGUGUCCCCGAGCCAAGAUCCAACGAAAUCGUUCGACAUACGGGCAGAAAAUGGGAAAAAGAGUGCCAAAAACAGUGCUGCUAGCUUGCCAGGACCCACGGCGGCACAGAAGAAACAGCUCGACCAGCUGAAGGUGCUCAUCAACAAGGGUUCACUGAAGCCUGGGCGCAAAGACGCUAAGGUGGUCAAGAUCGGGUACGGUGGAUCGAAAUCGUACCAGGGGGUGUACAAAUCGCAAAAGUUCCUGGAGAAAGUGAAAUCCGAGCGCAAUCCACUGCUGUCCGAUGGGUUGUGGGGAGGGCUGGAGUACAGACAGGCCCAACCGGUGCGGGAAAUAGGACCGAUGGCUUACGUGGAUAAUCCUGUGUUUGGUUUUGUUCCUGGCGGUAGGCCACGUGCCGUACUGAAGGAAGGACCUAACGGAGGCCAGAGCUACGUGAAGUUCCAAAAGAUCAGUUAAACUCUCAACAGUUUUUGCUCGUCAGUAAGGUUGAGCAAAUACAAAUGUCUGUAAGACUGUUACGUGUAAAAUGGAAUCCUAACCGCACCCCAUUUUGUUACCUCUGUUUAAGAAUAGCGAUUAAAGAGCUAAUAAAUAGUUAAA